Messenger RNA from Eutrema salsugineum, 1501 nucleotides. Its product is annotated as glucose-6-phosphate/phosphate translocator 2, chloroplastic. The coding region runs from base 1 to 1167 and encodes 388 amino acids. Lineage: Eukaryota; Viridiplantae; Streptophyta; Magnoliopsida; Brassicales; Brassicaceae. Gene Ontology annotation, molecular function: antiporter activity; phosphoglycerate transmembrane transporter activity; triose-phosphate transmembrane transporter activity. The record is from RefSeq and is a predicted model, not a curated record. Gene Ontology annotation, biological process: transmembrane transport. Gene Ontology annotation, cellular component: membrane; Golgi apparatus. The transcript has 5 exons.
AUGAUUUCUUCAAUUAAACCGGUAUCGCCCUCCUUAACCGCAAUCGGCGGCGUAAGGCGAUCAGCUCCGGGAAAGCUCCGGUUUUCUCCCUUACCCAUCAUCAGAAACUUCGAGAAACCUAAUCCUUUCCCUCUUCAAGUUUUAUCUGCUCAGAAUUUUUCGAAUUUCUCUGUGUCGGCGGCGGCGCAGAGGCGUGAUGUUUUCAAGGUUGGAGCUUACGAGGCCGAUCGAUCUCAGCCGAUUGAAAUCGGUAUUGAAAUUUCUGACGAACAAUCGAGGCAGAAGGUAAAGAUUGGGAUCUACUUCGCGACUUGGUGGGCACUGAACGUUGUGUUCAAUAUAUACAACAAGAAGGUCCUGAACGCUUUUCCUUACCCGUGGCUAACUUCGACGCUUUCUCUUGCUUGUGGGUCUCUGAUGAUGCUCGUCUCUUGGGUCACUAGAGUCGCCGAAGCUCCCAAAACCGAUCUCGAUUUCUGGAAAACUCUGUUCCCGGUGGCAGUGGCUCAUACGAUUGGACAUGUAGCAGCGACAGUGAGUAUGUCGAAAGUUGCAGUGUCUUUCACACACAUCAUCAAAAGUGGUGAACCAGCCUUCAGCGUCCUUGUCUCGAGGCUCUUCUUAGGCGACACAUUUCCUCUACCAGUUUACCUCUCCCUCUUACCCAUCAUCGGAGGCUGCGCUCUCGCUGCUGUCACCGAACUCAACUUCAAUAUGAUCGGGUUUAUGGGGGCUAUGAUAUCGAAUUUGGCGUUUGUGUUCCGCAACAUAUUCUCAAAGAAAGGGAUGAAAGGGAAGUCAGUGAGUGGGAUGAAUUACUACGCUUGCUUAUCUAUGAUGUCUCUUCUUAUCGUCACUCCUUUCGCCAUUGCUGUGGAAGGUCCCCAAGUGUGGGCUGCUGGUUGGCAAAACGCUGUAUCCGAGAUUGGACCAAACUUUGUCUGGUGGGUAGUGGCACAGAGUGUGUUCUACCAUUUGUAUAAUCAAGUCUCGUACAUGUCACUCGACCAAAUUUCACCCUUGACAUUUAGCGUUGGAAACACGAUGAAGCGGAUCUCAGUCAUCGUUGCCUCGAUCAUCAUCUUUCACACCCCGAUUAGACCUGUCAAUGCCCUCGGUGCUGCCAUUGCUAUUCUUGGAACUUUCAUCUACUCUCAGGUAGAGUGAACAGGCGAAGCAGUGAGGAGACUGAAGUCGGAGCGGUUUCACAGGGGAAUUUUGAUACACCAAAGAUACUGAGAAGUGAGAACAGAGGACAUAAGAAUAUUCCUAUGAAGAUCUCAGGAGGGUUAUGUGAUCGUUGGAUCUGAGGAAAUGGAGUUGGAAGAUCAACGGCUUAAAAUCUUUGCAUACUGCUUUGAUAUGUAUAAUGUAAUUUAACCUUCUACCAAUAGGAUCCAAAGAUCAACUGAUUGAUUUGAACUACCACUCCACUGUAUAAUCUAAAGUUAAUACAAGACCCACUAAAUAUAUAAUAUUCUCCUUUUUCUGACGUUGUUUA